GCUUCCCACCUCACAAGUCCGCGUUGCUGUGUGCUGAGUGGUGGUAGUUGCUUUUUCCGUCGUCUUUUCUUGUGAAAAAUUUGGUGAACUUUCCCGAUUUUCCGCUCGGUGGUAGCCAUCUAGGCCUCAGUAGAUGACGGAAGCGGUUUAUUUGUUAAGGACCACCGUUCUACAGAGUUAAGUGGACGAAAUUUGUCUGCAGAUCGAAAGUAAGAGGAAGGUGAUAAAGAAGUAGAAAUAACGGAAGAAGAGCGAGUGUGAGGAUAUAUCGCGAGAGUGAAAAAAGUUAAUUCCUACAAAAUGUCGGACCCAGACGCAUUAAACAUCGAUCAUCUGAUUGCUAUGCUUUUGGAAGUUCGUGGUGCAAGGCCAGGAAAAAAUGUUCAAUUAUCGGAAAAUGAAAUUCGUGGCUUAUGUUUGAAAUCCCGGGAAAUUUUCUUGUCACAACCAAUUCUUUUGGAAUUGGAGGCGCCAUUGAAAAUAUGUGGUGACAUCCAUGGUCAGUAUUAUGAUCUUCUGCGUCUAUUUGAAUACGGUGGUUUCCCACCAGAAUCAAAUUACCUCUUCCUGGGAGACUAUGUUGAUAGAGGAAAACAAUCGCUCGAAACCAUAUGCUUACUGCUUGCCUACAAAAUAAAAUAUCCCGAGAACUUCUUCUUGCUUAGAGGGAACCAUGAGUGCGCCAGCAUCAACAGAAUAUAUGGGUUCUAUGAUGAAUGUAAGCGACGUUACAACAUCAAGAUGUGGAAAACGUUUACCGAUUGCUUCAACUGCUUACCGGUGGCAGCAAUCGUGGACGAAAAAAUUUUCUGUUGCCACGGUGGGUUAAGCCCUGACCUCCAAUCGAUGGAACAGAUUCGUCGCAUCAUGAGACCAACGGACGUGCCUGAUCAGGGAUUGCUUUGUGAUCUCCUAUGGUCUGAUCCGGACAAGGAUACCAAUGGUUAUGGCGAGAAUGAUCGUGGUGUUAGUUUCACGUUUGGAGUCGAUAUUGUUGGUAAAUUUUUAUCUAAACAUGACUUUGAUUUGAUAUGCCGGGCUCAUCAAGUGGUUGAAGAUGGAUACGAAUUUUUCGCCAAACGUCAACUGGUAACGCUUUUCUCUGCACCCAACUAUUGUGGCGAAUUCGAUAAUGCUGGAGCGAUGAUGUCGGUGGACGAUACGCUGAUGUGUUCUUUCCAGAUCCUGAAACCAGCUGAUAAACGUGGUUUUCAAAAACUGGCAAAAAACAGCAAAUUUUAAAGGCAAAUGGUCGAAGAUUUUACGUUUGCUCCGAAUGUGAGUAUUCCAUUUAUUUUACCAAGUUUUUUUCGGUUUGUGUUUUUAGUUUCCCCUUUUAGUGUUUCUUGUAGCUCUUUGUUUAUGUUGUUUCUUUCCGUGGCGCACCUGGAUUAAUACUUUUGUAUCUUAAUUCUGAGUAAGGUCCAACUGCUGAUGUUCAUCAAAGUAUUAUCAUCAUGUUCAUUUCUCGUAAAAGUUCUACAUUUCGAUUGAAUUACUUGUCUAUGAUAAUUGAUUGUAUGAGAAUAAGAAGGCUUGCGCUAUCCUUUAAAAAAUAAAAUUUCGGUAUUGGACUCAACAUCGAACGGCGUGCGAAGUAGAAAAGAAUAUUCGUAUUCUGCCUGCUUCGUAAAAAAUGUUACAAAUGUGCUAAACAAUUGCACAUAAUUCAUAACGUUGAAAAGAACGGCAAUUUAAGAUGGAAAGUGCGGCAUUUGCAAUGAAAACAUCUUUAUCAUCAUCUUCCAAUUUAUUAAUAACAUCUAAAUCAUUUUUAGUAUCAUUAGUUUGUGGUUCUAUCCUUGUUCCUGCGUAUGCAAAAACAAAAUUAAAUAAAUAACAAUAUUUUUAAAACGCAUAGCAUCUGUGUGCAAACGAAUAGCAAUGAAAGUCGACGUAUCUGGCCAAUAUAGUCACAUUUUUAGAAAGGAAUAGCUGUCGCGUGUAAAUAGCCUCGUGAAAACCGCAAUUAGCAUCUGUAGUCUGUGUAGUGUAGUUUUGGGCGAUUUGAAAUCACCGCAAUUUUCGCUUUGUUUGGAUGGAGCCACUGGCGUCGGUAGUACUUCACGACUUUUUCUUUUCUUUUGGAAAGCUCGUAAACGCUUAAGCCUUAAUAGCUUUGGAGUAGCUCUAGCUCCCCCUUAUUUGAAGUGAUUAUCUGUAUAGUCAUUUCACAAGUGACGUGACAAUUUGAUUUGGUAUUAUAAUAGGCGACAUGUAAAUCAAAUAGAUUCUCGCUUUACCCAAUUUAAUCCUCAGAAUAGCGACGCGUCAUAUGCCGCGCUAAAAAAAACUUGAAUACAUUUUUGGGCCAGCGUAAAGCUCAAGUGAGAACAUGUGAAGCGAUUAAUAAGAUACCAUUGCUAUUAUUUUGCACACGUGUAUGUAUUUCUUUUAAAUGCUUAUUAUAUCAGGGGCUCAGUGGUUGAAAGACCUAUAUCCUUUAUGAUUAAUUAGAAAAAGAUAGCAUGUCUGAAGUUUCAUUUCAUCAUUUGAUUUCUAGCAGGAGGUUAUUUUUGGCAGAACUAACUAUAAAUUGAUUGAAGAAAACGAUGACACGAGUGUCACACACGAAUCAUUCACGGUGACAUGAGUCCUGAACAGCAAUGGAGUCUCACUUUACCAUAGCCGUGAUCAUGACAUUAGUUUUUGUGAAAUUGGUAGAUUCUUUCACUGAGCCCUUUAUAUAUCUUGCCAUUAUUAGAUAAUCAGCAAUUGUAAAAUGCCACUAAUCGACACAUAAAUAAUCAUCAGUUAUUGUACUGCAAUGACAUAAAAAGGAAGGUUACGCAGAAUUAUACAAUAUACACGCUGUAAUCCGAUUGAUCGAAUAAUAUCUGCGUCACCUCAUCGCCAAGCACACGGUAUACUGCGCUCUUGGAUAACGAAUUUAGACAAACCAGUUUUUUGUAUAGGUACAAAUUUAGUAAAAUAGUUUUUUUUUCGUUGAUAGAUCUGAAGCAACGUAACACUGGAAUAAUCGGUUAUGAUAAUUUGAUUUCACGCAUUUUACACUUUUUGUAGUAACAGCACGAGUGUUGCGAAAGACAAAUGAGCAAAAACUAGCCUAAUUUCAAUAAAUGAAAACACAAAUGCAUAAGGAGCUAGUUUUGAUUCGUUUCCGUUAAGUGCAGUACAUCGUGAUACAAGAAACGACUUAUCUUUUUAUGUAUAUGUUUUCCAUUAAAAACGAUCAUUUGUACCAAUUACUGUUUCACUGAAAAUAACGAAACCAAUAGUUGAAAAUUGGUGAAAAUUCCACAUAAUCAUGAAAAUCACUCAAUAACUGAUUGUCAUGGCACUUUGUGCAGCCGCAAGCCUAGACCAACUAUGACGACCACCACUACGAGUUAUACAACUACUAGCAUUGACGAACAGACCUCUGUAGUAGGAAAAGAAGUACAGCCAUAGCAGAAGGAUAUUUUGCCAGAAUAAGGACUCGUGAUCAUCGCCAGACUCAACACCCACAGCUUAUAAAGACGGAUACAUCAGGCGUUGGAUCAUGUUGAAUACUAUUAUAAGUUUAUGUGGAAGUUACCUUUUUAUAACAUCCAUAAGAUUUAUAUCAGUAUUAUUUUUGUCCUAAGGAUGAUGACGCAUAUAUUCUCAAACGAUAAAAUAGUCUUCAUCACUUCGAAUGACCCAGAUUGCAGCAGCAAAAGUGGAAGCAACAGUGUUUCUAGUUAUGUAUUUUGAUUACAUUCGCUUCCGAAAUCUGUUACUUUCUCUUCGGCUGCAAGCAUUCGUAUGAAGACAACAACUAGAUCCAACUGCAAAAAACGUUAUAAAAAAGAAGAAAGAAAUGAAGAAAUGAUUGGCGGAAUUGGAAAGUAAAUUUGAAAUUUGCAUUGAACACGAUUCACUUUUCUAAACAACCAACAAUGAACACACACACACACAC
Messenger RNA from Ochlerotatus camptorhynchus, 3901 nucleotides. RefSeq names its product serine/threonine-protein phosphatase alpha-2 isoform. Gene Ontology annotation, molecular function: protein serine/threonine phosphatase activity. The transcript has 7 exons. Lineage: Eukaryota; Metazoa; Arthropoda; Insecta; Diptera; Culicidae. The record is from RefSeq and is a predicted model, not a curated record. Bases 301 to 1242 code for a protein of 313 amino acids. Gene Ontology annotation, cellular component: nucleus; cytoplasm.